GUAGUGGGACCGGAGCUCAGUGGUCAGUCAGUAAGCCUGCACGCGGACUUCAAUUACCAGUGUACCCCCGCUCGAGCUGUCACUCUUUUGUCCCUUUAAAGAAGGCAGCAGCUGCUUAAAAGAGCUAUGCGAUUUGAAAGCGGACACUCGUGUACCUUUGUGUGGUAGACACAAAACCCCAGAAGGACAGGCUGAGAUCUUGAAGCGGUUGCCGCUUUAUCCUCUCCAACAAUCGGGAACUGAUAAUGGUGGACGAGGCUAGCCAAGAGAAGCUGCAGCACUGCAAGGUGCAGGCGAGUAACUGCAUAGAAGCUGCCAGAGAAUCGUUAAGUGAACUGAGUACGGCCAUAUGGAGCUGCCCUGAGCUCGCUUUCCAAGAGACACAGGCUCACGACACCCUUGUCCGCUUCUUCACCGUUAAACAGAAGGGCUGGGUGGUGCAGAGCCACUACAAACUGGAGACGGCAUUCCGGGCCACCUGGGGACCCGUCGGAGGCAAGGAGAAUGACCGCCCGAUUAACGUGGGUUUCCUGUGCGAGUACGACGCCUUGCCGGAUAUCGGACACGCGUGCGGCCACAACCUGAUAGCGGAGGUCGGUGCCGCCGCAGCCUUGGGGUUAAGGGGAGCACUGGAGAGCCUGGAGACCCUGCCGGUGCGAGUGAUGGUCACAGUGCUUGGCACACCAGCUGAAGAAGACGGAGGGGGAAAGAUUGACCUUAUUGAAGCUGGAGCCUUUGAGAACAUGGAUGUUGUGUUUAUGGCACAUCCUUCUCAGGAAGAUGCUGCUUACCUUCCAGAUAUGGCUGAACAUGAUGUGACUGUGAAGUACUAUGGGAAGGCUUCUCAUGCUGCAGCGUACCCUUGGGAAGGGAUUAAUGCAUUAGAUGCUGCUGUUCUUGCAUACAACAACUUGUCUUUGCUGAGACAGCAACUGAAACCUGACUGGAGACUGCACGGUGUAAUUAGGCAUGGAGGGGUGAAGCCAAAUAUUGUUCCUUCUUUUUCUCAGUUGGAAUUCUAUCUCCGUACACCAAUGUACAAAGAUCUUUCUGUUCUCCGUGAGAAGGCUGAAUGUUGUUUCAAAGCUGCUGCAAUUGCAACUGGAUGUCGGAUUGAACUGGAAUACGGAAGGCAUGAAUACCAGAAUGUGCUCCCAAACAAAAUCCUAGAGCAACUUUAUGAAGGAAAUGGCAAAUCUCUAGGCGUACAGUUUACAACUGAUGAGACUGUUCUAAACACUCCAUCAGGUUCGACUGACUUUGGGAACGUGUCCUAUGUUGUUCCAGGAAUACACACUUAUUUUUAUAUUGGAACUGAAGCACUCAAUCACACAGAGGAAUAUACUGAAGCCACAGGCUCAGAGAAGGCACAAUUCUAUACUCUGAGAACAGCAAAGACACUUGUGAUGACUGCUCUGGAUGUUAUUUUCAACCCAGACAUAUUCCAGCAAGUGAAGGAAAACUAUGAAAUUGCCAGGCUGAAAGAAGAAAAUCAAAUGAGAGGAAGAAUCUCUGGUAACAACUCAGGCCCUGAGCAUUGCAGUGGUGCCGGGAGUGCUUCUCGCUGAAACCAGUACCAAACACCACAAACUGCUCAGUUCCUUUUUCAGUUUUACUCAAAAGACAGAAGAAAAAAGUUUUUGUCUUGUCUUUCUUUUUUAUGAACAAUCUGAUUACAUACAGUAUAAUUAUAUAUUUGUAAUGGGACCCACAGACCUACUGAAAUGGUGAUUACUUUUGAAGGUGUUGGUUUUAUUUGUUAUUUUUAGGACCAGGAAUAUGCUAUUUAAAAUUUUUAUUGAUUACAGUAGUUCAAAGUAUUCCACUCUAGUGUGCUGAUGAAUAGUACUUCUGAAAUCUUUUUUACAGGAGUACAUUAUGCAAACAAUGCCUGCAUGGUGCGUUUGAAAUAACAUGACCUGCAUUUAUCUAUAGUUAUGAUAGAUGAAGUCUUUUGAGUAGUCUCAGAGGUUAGUUUAAAGUAGAAACAUUCUGGCUUGAUGCUUAGUUUACAGCACGUUCUUAGUUUAAACAUUUUAAUUAGACUUUGGCCUUUGUGCAUUUCGCCUGUUUCCAGGCUGCCUAUAACUCAUUGCUGAAUCAGUCUGCUCUUUAUUAACUAAUGCUAGCUAGCAGGGCUAAAUGAGGGGAACUGAACAAAUGUAGCUCAGCAUUUAUAGGUAAUGGAGGUUUAGUUUUAUCUGUUGUGAGUGAGACAGAUUACUGCACUGCAAAAAAAAUGCAUAUGCAAAAACUAUAGACAAAAAAAACUUUAAAUAGGAGUUGCUUUGUUUUUAUUUAGCAGAAAAAUCUGCCAAUGAAUGGGGUAAGCAAAAUGUACUCGACAAGAUAUCUUACAGUAAGCUAAAAAAUUGUAAAUGCAAAUUUUUUGAUAAGUCAAUAAUUCUUACAAUAAGGAAAACAAGAUUUAAUGUCAUGAUAUAAAUAGAUUUCAUUUUUUGCAGUGUGUGGGCAUAUUUCUGCAUAAUUAACUGUAUACAUUCAGAUUACAGUGUGAAAUCCAUCUGGAUGGUAAGCAGUGGUUUGAAAACUAGAAGAUGUGGCCAGAAUUCAUUAUGAAGAGCUGUAGCCUAUUACCAUAACUAUUGGGUAAAGUUAUAAAAUACAUGUGCACACUCGUGUGCUUAAAAUCUGUUUGAAGUUUUUAAAUUGGAGGUUAAGCCCUUUCUUUAGUUGGUUGCCUUGCUUAAUUAAGUAUUCUGUUCAUUCAUGCCUUUUUUAAUUCAUUUAUUCCUCCAUUUCUGAACCCACUUAAUGCAGUACAUCUUUGAGGAGAGCUAAAGGAUAUCAUGGGCAAGGCACGCAAUAACCCUGCACGAGAUAACAGUCCACUCACUCACGCUGUUCUAGUUUAGAGAUGCUAUUUAACCUGACUUGUAGCUCUUUAAAAUAUGGAAGGAAGUCAUCUGUUCCCUUUUAUCUCUCAUCUGCUCUUCUUUUUGAUCUGGCUGAACUGGAAAGAGUUAUGCUGUGUGGAGUCUUAAGCUCUUCGGCAAGUUGUUCUAAGGCAAAGCCAGACAAAAAGGUGUAGAAACUUUGGUUUAUAAGCUGACUCUCUAAACUUAUAAUUUAACCUUUCCUUGAUCUGAUACCAACACCUAAGUGUGGACCCUCAGGGUUGGUGUACACAUGUCAGUUCCUACUAGCAGAGUGGCCAAUGUGGCACAGUCAAGCUGAGCCUCAAAACUUGGUGUUUUCUCUUUGCAUUUGGGCUCACCAUCUGCAAGGAGAACAGUCAGGAGGUGGGUGCUACACUCUCUGAUUAUGUUAAUAUCCUUCAUUUAUUCCCUUAUAUAUACAGUAACAGCAGCUGCUAAAACAAAUUGGCAAACUUUAUAAAAGGAACAGUUACCAACCGAAGAAAUUCCCUGGCUAGCAUGUAUAUACCUUGGAAACUAUCCACAAGUAGGCAUAUUCCCCAGUAGUCCACCUUAGCAUUAUUAAUCAGUCUAGCCUGCUUAUCCAUCAGACGCAUGGAAACACUGCUGUGAGGCCACAGUGCUAAUGGUAAGGUUUCUACUGUAUAUAGCAGUGAUUUUGCUUUCUUCAGUUUGUUUGUCAAAAUAUGCCUCUUCAUAUGGAAUAAAGACUUUAAGGAGCUGUG
Erpetoichthys calabaricus (reedfish) is the source of this 3625-nucleotide messenger RNA. Its product is annotated as peptidase M20 domain-containing protein 2-like. The record is from RefSeq and is a predicted model, not a curated record. Gene Ontology annotation, molecular function: dipeptidase activity. Bases 246 to 1568 code for a protein of 440 amino acids. The transcript is spliced from 8 exons. Lineage: Eukaryota; Metazoa; Chordata; Cladistia; Polypteriformes; Polypteridae.